Messenger RNA from Hippopotamus amphibius kiboko, 1080 nucleotides. It is a transcript of the gene DMRTB1, whose product is annotated as DMRT like family B with proline rich C-terminal 1. Bases 1 to 1050 code for a protein of 349 amino acids. NCBI's taxonomy places the organism in Eukaryota, Metazoa, Chordata, Mammalia, Artiodactyla, Hippopotamidae. Gene Ontology annotation, cellular component: nucleus. The record is from RefSeq and is a predicted model, not a curated record. The transcript has 4 exons. Gene Ontology annotation, molecular function: RNA polymerase II cis-regulatory region sequence-specific DNA binding; DNA-binding transcription factor activity, RNA polymerase II-specific. Gene Ontology annotation, biological process: sex differentiation; regulation of transcription by RNA polymerase II; germ cell development.
AUGAAGGCAGACCUUGCCAAGCAGGCCGACAAGAUGCUGCGAACCCCCAAGUGCUCGCGGUGCCGGAACCAUGGCUUCCUGGUGCCGGUCAAGGGCCACGCGGGCAAUUGCCGCUGGAAGCAGUGCACCUGCGAGAAAUGCUCUCUGAUCACCGAGCGCCAGAAGAUCAUGGCGGCGCAAAAAGUGCUCAAGAAGCAGACCUCCGAGGAGGAGAAGGAGGUGGCCCUGUGUGCGCAGGGGCCCCAGCUGGCCUCCGGGGCCGCAGCCGCCUUCCCGGGCUCGAGCUUCUGCCCACUGCCUCUGCCUGCUGGUUCCGGAUACGCGCAGCUGGGCCCCGAGGGCCGCGCGGCCGCCCGCUUCCUUGAGAGACCCCCGCGGGGCCCGAGCCCUGGCCCGAGCGCCUUCCAGCCAGUUCUGGGCGGCCGCGGCCGCGGCCACGGCCACGUGGGGCCGAGUGAAGGAGCCGCCGCGGCCAUGCCCAGUGCUCUGGGGCCCCAGCUUGGGGCGGAGGCCGCAGGCCGCGGCUGCCCCGGCCGCCUGAAGCUGCGCGGGCCGCUGCGGGCUGUGCCCAGCCCGCCGUUCGCCGACUUCGGGUUCCCUCUGAGCAUCAACUCAGAUUGUGUGGUAGGGUCUGAGUACCUGGAGAGAGAGCCUUCCAAGCUGUAUCCCAGCUGCUCCAGCAUGCACCCCUACUGCCCGUUCCCGCUGGGCUACCAGGAUGCAUCCCCGACCCCGGGCAUCCCCCUGCAGCAGGGCUUCCGGCAUGUGUCGUGCAGCCACUACCAUGGAGGAGACUUGGUGGCAGAGCCAGUGGGAGACUUGCAGCCUGGGUACUGCCCGCCGCCGCCGCCACCACCACCGCAGCCCCUGUUCCUCCCGCCUGGCUACCUCUCGGCGCUCCACUUCCUCCCGCCGCCGCCGCCCCCGCCACCUCCACCGUCGUUCUCGCUGACCAUCCUGUCUGACACGGAGAAGGAGAACACUGAUGACCAGGAUGCGGAUGGGCCGAGUGAGCCCAGCCAGCCUUCGUCCCAGGAACAGUCUGACUAGACCCAGGCCCUAGGCCAGCAGAGAGGGGCC